Messenger RNA from Talpa occidentalis (Iberian mole), 1740 nucleotides. It is a transcript of the gene ASPSCR1, whose product is annotated as ASPSCR1 tether for SLC2A4, UBX domain containing. Gene Ontology annotation, molecular function: protein binding. The record is from RefSeq and is a predicted model, not a curated record. NCBI's taxonomy places the organism in Eukaryota, Metazoa, Chordata, Mammalia, Eulipotyphla, Talpidae. The coding region runs from base 39 to 1697 and encodes 552 amino acids. The transcript is spliced from 16 exons.
GCAGCCGGGCCGGCGGCGGCGGGUCACGUGAGCGGAAGAUGGCGGCCCCGGCGGGCGGCGGGGGCUCCGCGGUGUCGGUGCUGGCCCCGAACGGGCGGCGCCACGCGGUGAAGGUGACGCCGAGCACCGUGCUGCUGCAGGUCCUGGAGGAUACGUGUCGUCGGCAGGACUUCAACCCCAGCGAGUACGACCUGAAGUUUCAGAGGAGCGUGCUGGACCUCUCGGUGCAGUGGCGGUUCGCCGGGCUGCCCAACCACGCCACGCUGGAGAUGGUGCCCGCCUCCCGUGGCCGCGGGGGGCCCGAGACCACGGUGCGCGUGGCGCUGCAGUUGGAGGACGGGCCCCGCUUGCAGGGCACCUUCCGCUCUGGCCAGACGCUCUGGGACCUACUCAGCCACUUUGCUCAGACCAGGGAGCGCCUGGAGCAGCCGAGCGGGGCCAGCCCGGUCUGCGUGUACAUGAGGGACGAGGUGGCCGGAAGAGCGGCCUUGCAGGACACGACGCUGCAGUCCCUGGGCCUCACCGGGGGCAGCGCCAUCAUCAGGUUUGCCAUGAAGCAAGGCGACUCUGCCGGCAAGCAGGAGCCCGCCGUCCCCCGGAGCAGAGCCCCAGGAAGCCCGACCCCGUCCCUGUCGGCCGAGCAGGCUGCGGGCAGCCCCCUGCCGCCGCUGGACACAGCCCAGCUCAGCCGGGGUGACGGGAGCCGUGAGGAGGCUUCGGGCCCCUCGGGGGGCGGCCCCGUGCAGGGCCCGGGCCCAGAGCCCGCGGAGGCGCAGGCGACUGGACCCUACUUCACACAGGCGACCUUCGUGCCAUUCUCAGGUGGGGGGCAGCGGCUCGGGGGCCCCCUGGCACCUGCGAGGCCUCCGACAUCCCCCGUGUCCUGUCCAGCCAUGUCACCGAAGCCUGCCUCCAGCCCUGGAGGCCCCUCCAAGCCCAAGAAGCCAAAGCCAGGCCAGGAGCUCCGUGAGAGGGAGCCGCCCGUGGAGCGCGAGCCUGUGGUCUGCCACCCUGACCUGGAAGAGCUGCUCCAGGCCUGGCCGGCGGAGCUGCCAGACGAGUUCUUUGAGGUGACUGUGGAUGAUGUGAGGCGGCGCCUGGCCCAGCUCAAGAGUGAGCGGAAGCGCCUGGAGGAGGCCCCCCUGGUGACCAAGGCCUUCAGGGAGGCACAGCGGAAGGAGAAGCUGGAGCGGUACCCCAAGGUGGCCCUGAGGGUCCUGUUCCCUGACCGCUACAUCCUUCAGGGCUUCUUCAGCCCCAGCGAGACAGUGGGGGAUUUGCGGGACUUCGUGCGGAGCCACCUGGGGAACCCCGACCUGCCGUUCUACCUGUUCAUCGCUCCUCCCAAGACCCUCCUGGACGACCACACCCUCACCCUCUUCCAGGCAAACCUCUUUCCUGCCGCCCUGGUGCACCUUGGAGCUGAGAAGCCCGCAGGCCUCUAUCUGGAGCCCAGGCUGCUGGAGCGCACCGUGUCCCCGUCAACGGCCGACAUGCUGGUGGCCAGGUGUAUGUCCAGGGCUGCCCAGACCUCACCCCUGCCGGCAGCCCCUGAUGCUGCGCCCCUGGAGCCGGAGCCCGCGGCCAAGGAGGGGGGCAUGGCCACCCCGGAGCCCCACCCUGGGCUGGCCCAGCCUUUGAGGCGGGAUCUGGGCAAGGUGCCCAAGUGGCUGAAGCUGCCAGCCAGCAGGAGGUGAGCACCCGCCCCGCGCCUGCCGCGCCGCCGCCGCCCGAAUAAAG